Molecule: messenger RNA, 2618 nt
Organism: Phalaenopsis equestris
Lineage: Eukaryota; Viridiplantae; Streptophyta; Magnoliopsida; Asparagales; Orchidaceae
Product: UPF0503 protein At3g09070, chloroplastic-like
Source: RefSeq, a predicted model, not a curated record
AAGGAACCUACUGAUGCAUCAUAUACAUCUUGAGGAAAGAUUCAUUCGAUCUGAGCUUCGUGCCAAAUAACGUGAGGAAUCCCUCAGCCGUCCCAUCCAAUAUUUCCCUGCUCCUCUCGUCUCGUCCCCCCUGCUACGGUACCCUCGUCUCUUAUUCCCACAACCGAACCCAAAUGUCUUUUAUUUCUUACAUCACCGACAACAACACGGGCAGAAGCUGAAUCUCCAACGACUCGCCGGAAACCGUACGGCGCAUUCGAUACCCAUGGAGACAGAGCCCCAUCGGCCGCAGCAGCAGGGGAUGAGCUCCCACUGCCUCCUUUCCAACUGCAAACGCCAUCCCGACGAGCAAGUCACCGGAUUUUGCGCGUCCUGCCUCCGCGAGCGACUUGCCGGACUUGACAAUGAUAAUGCUCGCCGCACCUCCACCUCCUCCGCCGCCGCCUCCCUCAAAACAAUCUUCUUGAGUUCCUCUAUUGGCGUCAAUGGGCGUGCUUCUUCGUCCUCUCAACGCCGAAGCUGUCACAACAAGAACACCGCGGCCUCCUCCGUUCGACCGGACCUUCGACGUUGCAAAUCGUUCGCCGGCGGUCCAAGAUCCGACGCGGCAGUCGAGCCGCGACGCAAGUCAUGUGAUGUCCGCGUGCGGAGCACUCUCUCGUCCUUGUUUCACCUGGACGACCGAGAUAGGAUCCUCGACGGUCGCCAAAAAUUCCUUCUUUCGUCGUCUACCGCAGCAGCCACAGCUCUAGCAGCUGGUGAGAUUGAGGUUGAGGCGGACUCGGUUGUCAUAGUGGAUGCUUCAAAAGACGAAUUGGAAGAUGUUAAGCCGAUGAAGGACCACAUAGAUCUAGACUCAUCCCAUAUCAAGAAAGACCCUGCCAGAGAAGUCAAAGAAAUUGCUGGAAGCUUCUGGCUUGCUGCCUCAAUCUUUAGUAAAAAACUCCAGAAAUGGCGGAGGAAGCAGAAGACGAACAGAAGCACGGCCCAACACGGUGGCAUCCGCACCUCCUUGGCUUUACCGUCGGAGAAGGAAAAAAAACCCAUUUCUUCUCGUCCGUUUAGAGACACACAGUCAGAGAUCGCCGUAGAUUCUAUUGCUCGCCGCCGCUCUUGCGACAUUGCUCCAAGAUAUUCCCUUGAAGCUGGUCGCAUCUCCUUUGACGAAAGGAGAUGCUCGCUGGAAGAUCCCAGGGCUUCGUGGGACGGCUGUCUCUUCAACAGUGGUCGAUCCUUGCAUUCUCGGUUUCCAGUGAAGCUCGCCGUGGUUGAGGACGCCGUCGAGCGGUCCGACGGCCUCAUCCCUGUAGAAGAGGAUACAAAGACGCCAGGCUGCUCUGCACAGACCCGGGAUUACUAUUCCGACUUCUCUAGUCGCCGAAGGCGUAGCCUUGACCGCUCGAGUUCGUCGCGAAGACACUCAGUAGUGCUCUGCGACUCAAAACGAACUCCGAAUGCCAGCAUCCCCGAGCUCUUCCAUUGGAGCAAGUUGGAGCGGGAGUCCAAUUCUUUUAGAGAAGAUGGUUCCGGAAACUUUGUUUCCACUUUCAGGGAUCCAGUAAAUAUUCCUUCUGUUAAAAAGUCCCGCCAUUGGAGCAUUUGGGGGUUUAUCCAUAGGCGUAAUGCAAACAGGCCAGGAGAAUCCCAAUCGAUGGACCGAACCUUCUCUGAGACCUGGCCAGAGCUCAGAGUUACUGGGACGACGAUGCAAAGGAGUAGUAGUGUGAGCGCAAGGAGGUCGUUUUCCACCAAUGGCAGACUCUCUAGCACACAGAAGAGCGUGAAAAAGAAGAACAAGAACAGCAAGGAGAUUGUGCUGGAUAAGAGCCAGAGUGCGAGGUAUUCUCCUAGCCAUUUUGACAAUGGACUGCUUAGGUUUUACCUGACGCCUUCGAGAGGUAACUGGAGAAACGGAAUGUUGGCAAAGAACAAGUUUGGCAGUCCGCGAUCCUUCACAAGUAAUAUACUAAGAUUGUAUUGAAGCAUGAAUUGUCUUACAGUAGGUUCAUGCUCUAAUUGCAGUUCUUUGGUAGUAUUUUAUUUUUCCAAGGAUGUGAAGGGAGUGAUAAAGAAAAAAUUCUCAUUUUGGCCAUCUUUCUGAUCAUUUCAUUCAGACAUGUCAGCAUCUUUCCACUUUCUCUUUCUGAGAUUUCAUUCUGCUAUUUAGAAUGUCCUCAGACAUGCCAAACGAGCUGCCUCUCCUUCACUUAUUUGUCAUUUUUUCAUUUUUUUUUUCAUGGGAAAUUAAUCUUCCUACUAUUUUAUUAUUUCGCAUCUUCAUAAUGCCAGAGUUGCAUAAGCAAAUCGGCCUAAUUUCGUGAUGCUCCUCCACCAAGCUUUCUCCAAUUAAAGGUGAGAAGGGGCGCACAGCCUUACCUGUAGGUCCUCUAAUGUACAAGCAAAUUAUUUCAAUAACGCCUCAUAUGCAGCUCGGCUCAUGAAUGGAGAGAAUUUUAGCAGCAUAUUCUGUUCUAAAUUUGAUCAGUAUGUUAUUUUGGAGCUAUUAAGUUUAUUUUGAGAUUAGCCAUCCAUUUAACUCUUGUGCUAUGUGCUGGAUACUGAUUUAUAUUUUGCGAAUAAGACUCCAGAGUACAGCCGAGUGAAGGAGAGAGAGAGAG